AUGGAGAAGCAAAUAGAGGAGCUGAAGCAGCAGCUGGAAAAGCAAUGUAUGAUCAACCAGGAGCUGCAGAGGCAAAAUAAAGACCUGGAAAAACGACUGCAGGAGAAAGAAAAACUUUUGCAGGAGCUGCACAGUCAAUAUCAUGAUCUGGACUUUCACUCUCAGAGCGGUAAUGAGAGUGAACCAGAGGUCCGGAAGAGCCGCGCAGCCGUCAUUGCCCCUGAGCCAAUCCCAGAGAACCUGGAGAUUAAACGCAUGAGGGUCAAGAAAACUGCCAGCGAGACAAAUCUGAUCGUCAAAGCCAUCCAGAAGAAUGACUUCCUGAGCCGCCUCGAUGAAGAGCAAACAGCCAUGAUGGUGGAUCUCUUGGCUGUGUUUAGCUUCAAACAGGGGGAUGAAGUCAUUAAGGAAGGCUCUGAGGGGGACAGCAUGUACAUAGUAGCAGCUGGUGAGCUUCUUGUCACGCAGGCAGGCAGAAACCUUCGCAGCAUAACCACUGGUGAUGUGUUUGGGGAGCUGGCUAUCCUGUACAACUGUAAACGGACAGCGACAGUCAAAGCAAAGACAGCAGUGCGUCUGUGGUGCAUGGAGCGACAGACUUACAGGACAAUCAUAGCCAAUAAGUCCAAGAAGAAACGAGAGCAACUCAUGGGCUUCCUUAAGACGUCUCGUACUCUAAAGGACCUAAAUGAUGUCCAGUUGUCCAAAAUCAUUGAUUCAAUGGAGGAGGUAAAGUACCAGGACAAAGACGUUAUAGUUCGAGAGGGAGCAGAAGGAAACACAUUCUACAUCAUCCUGAAAGGCGAGGUCCUGGUGACUAAGAACGUGAAUGGGCAUCAGAAGCAGAUUCGAAGGAUGGGAAAAGGGGAGCAUUUCGGGGAACAGGCCCUCAUACGGGAAGUCUUGAGAACUGCCACCUGCAGUGCUGACGGCCCUGUUACCUGUUUCUCCAUUGACAAGGAGGUGUUUGAAGAGACGAUACCCAUAGAACACCUGGAGCUGUUUGACGACUCCAAAGUGCUGCAGGAGGCAGAAGCUCCAGAAAAGUCGAGUCCCAGCUCCACCCUGAGGUUUAGGGACCUGGUUCCCGUAUUGUAUCAGGAGGGUCGCUUUCAGGGGGAUCCUGUCACGCUUGGAGUCGGAGGGUUUGGUCGUGUUGAGCUGAUGACCACAGUGAAUCAUGGGAAAUAUUACGCCAUGAAGCGAGUCAGCAAGAAGCACAUUGUUGCCAAGAGACAGGAGGAGCACAUGUUGUUUGAGAAGAAGAUCCUUAAAGCCAUCCAGUGUGACUUCAUCGUCAGGCUUCAUGCAGCUUUCAAAGACACACGAUACAUCUACAUGAUCAUGGAGUUCUGUGUUGGAGGAGAGAUCUGGACCAAACUCAAAGAAGUAGGACGUUUUGACGAGUCCAUCGCUGUGUUCUGCACUGCCUGUGUGGUGGAGGCCUAUGCCUACCUGCAUAAGAAGAACAUCAUGUACAGAGACCUGAAGCCUGAGAACCUGAUGCUGGACGUCAAGGGCUACGUCAAACUGGUAGACUUUGGUUUUGCUAAGGAGUUGGUGCGUGGAGAGAAAACCUACUCCUUUGUGGGUACUCCUGAGUACAUGGCCCCAGAGAUCAUCAAGAACCAGGGUCACGACUUUGCAGUUGACUUUUGGUCCCUCGGUGUCCUGAUCUACGAGCUAUUGGUGGGAAGCCCUCCCUUUUCAAGUUCAGAGCCACAGAAGAUUUAUUCUAAGAUUUUGGACGGGGUGCUCAAGUAUCCACCCUACAUGAGUGAGGCAGCCAAGUCCAUUAUCAGCAAACUGUGCAGACCUCGGCCGGGUCAGAGGUUAGGAAACACCAAGAACGGAAUCAAAGAUGUCCGGCAUCACAGGUGGUUCAGCAGUAUGAACUGGCACAAACUGCGUGUGGGUCAGCUUGACGCCCCCACAGUCCGGCUCAUACGCAAGGGCCCCUGCUACAUCAACUUUGAUCGUUUCCCUCAAGAUCAGACUAAAGCCGAGGAGGAGUUCUCUGGCUGGGAUCGUGACUUCUGA
Plectropomus leopardus (leopard coralgrouper) is the source of this 2040-nucleotide messenger RNA. It is a transcript of the gene prkg3, whose product is annotated as protein kinase cGMP-dependent 3. Lineage: Eukaryota; Metazoa; Chordata; Actinopteri; Perciformes; Serranidae. Gene Ontology annotation, biological process: protein phosphorylation. Gene Ontology annotation, molecular function: cGMP-dependent protein kinase activity; ATP binding. The record is from RefSeq and is a predicted model, not a curated record.